Messenger RNA from Cololabis saira (Pacific saury), 6993 nucleotides. It is a transcript of the gene mical2b, whose product is annotated as microtubule associated monooxygenase, calponin and LIM domain containing 2b. The transcript has 37 exons. Lineage: Eukaryota; Metazoa; Chordata; Actinopteri; Beloniformes; Belonidae. Gene Ontology annotation, molecular function: FAD binding; protein binding. The record is from RefSeq and is a predicted model, not a curated record. Bases 340 to 5802 code for a protein of 1820 amino acids.
GUUUCAAUGUGUCAGACGGUUUUGAGACGAUUGGAAACCAACUUUUGUGGUCGUUCUUGUUUUGAGAUUGUAGCAAACUUCAAAUUAAGGCUUUAUUGGACUGUGUGGGAAUACUUUGAUCAAGAUAUUGGCAUUUUCAAAAAAAGAAAAGAUGUGGAUUAUGCACCCACACAAGCAUCUGUGGGGUUUCAGACUGUGUAAGAAGCAUUUGAAUAUGCCAGCACAUCUGAGAGGAGACUGAAGUGCUGACCGUGGAAGCUCAGAGCAGAAGAAGAAGGCAGAAGUGGAAGAACUCAGCACAUUGUUAAGGAGAACAGCCUCCAGUGGCUCUCGGGGCAGAUGGGGGAGACGGAGGACGAGCGCACAGCUCAGGCCAGCCGGCUCUUCGAGACCUUUGUCCAGACGUCCACCUGCAAAGGGACUCUGCAGGCCUUCAGCAUCCUCUGCAGACAGCUGGAGCUGGAUCCGCUGGACUACAGCAACUUCUACAGCUCACUGAAGGCAGCAGUCUGCUCCUGGAAGGUCAAAGCCUUGUGGACUAAACUGGACAAGCGAGCGCAGCAGAAGGUGUACAGCCAGGGAAAAGCCUGCCAAGGCACGCGGUGUCUCAUCAUCGGCGGGGGGCCCUGCGGUCUGCGGACGGCCAUCGAGCUGGCCCUGCUGGGCUGCAAAGUGGUGGUGAUUGAGAAGAGAGACACAUUCUCCAGGAACAACGUCCUCCACCUCUGGCCCUACACCAUCCACGACCUCCGGGGGCUCGGGGCAAAGAAGUUUUAUGGGAAGUUCUGCGCGGGCGCCAUCGACCACAUCAGUAUCCGUCAGCUGCAGCUGAUGCUGCUGAAGCUGUGCCUGAUCCUGGGAGUAGAGAUCCACGUCAAUGUGGAGUUUGUUACGCUCGUGGAGCCCCCUGAAGAGCAGACGGAAGACGGUCCUGCUUGGCGAGCAGAGGUCCGGCCCUCCGGCCAUCCCGUUGCAGACUUUGACAUUGACGCGGUGAUUGGAGCUGAUGGGCGCAGAAGCACGUUAGAGGGUUUCUCUCGCAAGGAGUUUCGGGGCAAGCUGGCCAUCGCUAUAACGGCCAACUUUGUCAACAGAAACACCACAGCGGAGGCCAAAGUCGAGGAGAUCAGUGGCGUGGCCUUCAUCUUCAACCAGAAGUUCUUUCUGGAGCUCAAGGAGGAGACUGGAAUCGAUUUGGAGAACAUUGUUUACUACAGAGACAACACCCAUUACUUUGUGAUGACGGCGAAGAAGCAGAGCCUGCUGGAUAAAGGAGUCAUCAGAAAUGACUACAUAGAAACGGAGCGACUGCUGGGUCCUGACAACGUCAACCAGGAGGCGUUGCGUUCGUACGCCCGGGAGGCCGCGGACUUCGGCACCAACUACCAGCUGCCAUCCUUGGACUACGCUAUCAACCACUACGGGCAGUCGGACGUGGCCAUGUUUGACUUCACCAGCAUGUACGCCUCGGAGAACGCCGCCCUGAUCCGGGAGAAACACGGACAGCAGCUGCUGGUGGCUCUGGUGGGGGACAGCCUUCUGGAGCCCUUCUGGCCGAUGGGGACGGGCUGUGCUCGGGGCUUCCUGGCUGCCUUCGACACUGCUUGGAUGGUGAGGGGCUGGACGCAGGGAAAGAGCCCCCUGGAGACCCUCGCCGAGAGGGAGAGCAUUUACCGACUGCUACCUCAGACCACCACAGAGAACAUCAGUAAAAACUUUGAGCAGUACAGCAUUGAUCCUGCGAGCCGCUACCCCAACCUGAACUCCAGCUGUGUGCGUCCACAUCAGGUGCGUCACCUGUUCAUUAAUGGUCAGCGUGACUUAAGUCAAGUGGAAAAAGGGCCGACGGGGAGAUCUGUCAACCUGUCCAGAAGAGGGUCCGAGGUGCGGCCCAGCCGGCUGCUGACCUGGUGCCAGAAGCAGAUCCAGGGCUACAGAGGCGUGGACGUCACCAACCUCACCUCCGCCUGGAGGAAUGGCCUGGCCCUCUGCGCCCUCAUCCACCGCCAGAGGCCCGAACUCAUUGACUAUGACUCUCUCAACGAGGAGGACGUGGCGGGGAACAACCAGUUGGCGUUUGACGUUGCCGAGCGAGAGUUCAGCAUCCAGCCGGUGACGACGGGAAAGGAGAUGGCUGCAGAGGCCGAGCCGGACAAGCUGCUGAUGGUCCUCUACCUGUCCAGGUUCUACGAGGCCUUCAGGAACUCACCGAGAAACAACAACGUUUGUAAAGGAGCAGAUGAAAAUGGUGAAGAGUAUCCGUACAACACCAACCACAAGCCGGUGCACCAGCCCAGGAAGAGGGUUCCCAGGGAUGACAAGAAACAGGAAGAGGAUUCUGUAAACAAGAGACAACGGAGGGGCAACAAUUACCUCUCAGAGUUGUCCUGCCACAGUGCUCCCCCUGUUGGUGAGGACGGGGAGCUGCGGGAGAACAAGGUCCGCUCCAUGGCAACGCAGCUGCUGGCCAAAUUUGAGGAGAACUCCUCGACGGUGAAGGUGCGCACCAAGUCUGAUGAGGACCUCUCAAGUCCAUCCCUUUCUCCUCCUCUGUCUCCUUCCACCACCUCACCUCCUCUCUCGGAGGAGGAGGAUGAGGAAGAAAAGGAGACAGAAAACCCCCGUUUUGCUAAACCCAAAGACCCUCCCGCUCCUCCUGCUCUGUGUCCUCCUCGCCCGAAGUGGCAGCCUUCCGUCUAUCUUCGCUUGCUGGAGAAUCCCGGUACUGUGGCUGAUCAAGCCGGUUUCCUCUGUUCCCCUCAAUCAUCUCCCUCUCCGAGCGGUUACAGUCGCUCUCCAUCACAGUCCCGAUCUAAGAGUCCUCUAACUACCAGUCCCUCUCCAAGCUUUGGUGUCUCUGAAAGCGUCUGCCCUGACGCUCCAGGUGGUUUCUCUGCUCUGUCUGAUUGUGGUCCCGGCCGGUCCUCUGAGAGAUCAGAGGAGACUCUGCAGCAGAGUAAAUGCCAGAGAUUGUCGGCCAGGGAAUUUUCAAAGAAGAGUAUCAAGGAGAGAGCUGUGCUCCUCUCUAACUCGUUUCACGGCUCCAGUAAACCAUCUGCUCGUCUUCCUGUUUCCCAGAUGGAGUUAUCUGCAUCCUCUCCUCCCUCCUUCCCCUCACCUCCUCCUGCUCCUCCUCUGUCUGAGAGCUUCACCACCCACCCCGGGCUCUACCCGGCGGUCCACCCUGUCCCUGACCCCGCCGCCCAGGCUGGUUUCUUCUCUGUCCCGCUCCUCGCCCCGGGCCACAAGGACAGGACCCUGACCCGCUCUCUCGCCUCUCUGUCGUGCUCCGACUCGGAGCAAAACUCUCCUCACACUAAGUCCUCCACAACCGAUGACAAAAUAUGUGGUGGGGGUUGCUCCCCUUGUGACACAGAGAGUCUGGAGAUCUCCGUCAAUCGUGACGGUCAGAGCUUAAACGAGGAUUCACAGACUCGAAUGGAAAAUGAACGAGGGAGAGAACACAGAAGUCCUCGGAGAACAUUUGAUGACAGGAAAUUAGCUGAAGAUGAGCAAGUGAAGCGCGCUGCGGGCUGUGACACCGACCACAUUGAAGGAAACGUCCCCAAAUCAAUAGUUCGCUCCGAGAGCUGUCCCACCGGAGCUCCUCGUUACAGUAAAGAGCGUACAGUUGGAAAGGUGUCAUCGGCCAUUGAUGCUAAAGCUCAGAUGCUGGCCAUCCUCUAUGAGACAGACCACAGGCCCGGUGGCCCGCCGUGUGUGGGCCGUAGAAACUUCCCUCCCGGGAUUGGCGGCAGUGACGUCUGCCACUUCUGCACCAAGCGGGUGUACGUGAUGGAGAGGCUCAGUGCAGAGGGGUUCUUCUUCCAUCGCGAGUGCUUCCGCUGUGACGUCUGCAACUGCACCCUCCGCCUCGGAGGACAUGCAUUCGACUCCCGAGAGGCAAAAUUCUACUGUAAGAUUCAUUAUUCUCAGCGCCAAUCCAGCACUCACCAGGGCAAGUUUAGAAGGAGAAUGGAAGACCAAAGCCACGUCAGGCCGUCGCCGCUGGACAGCGGGAUCUGCUCCGCCGCAGGCAGCGCCCAGAUCCAGCCCCCAGGCGGGGCGUCCAGCUUGCAGUCGGAUCAGCUUAAAAAAGGUCUUGAUGGCGACCCAGAAGAGACAGAGAUGGCGGUUGAAGCUCUCCAUGCUUCCUGUAUCGUCGGACCCACAGAGGGAGACGGCACCAGGGCCAGAGGCCAAAGCCAGGACGGCACCAAAGGUCAAUCCAACAGCAAACACAAUCAUCGAUGGAAACGGAAGAUUCGUGCAAGCUUUCCUCUGAUCUUCGUCAAGCACUUUCACAGAAGUCUGCCAGUGGACAAAGAUGGACCGGAGACUGUCCCUGAAGCUGAGUCUGACUGUGAUCAAGCUUCUCCCACUGUGGACAGAACGCGAUCCAAAGGCACUUCCAAAACCUCCACCAAUGCCCCGAAUCCUUCAGGAGGAUGUGAGAAGAGCAUCCGCAACACGUCAGCUCCGAAGAAGCGGCUGACGUUUUCCAGCGCCGAGAAAGAGAAGCUCCAGAACCUGGAAGUGGGACUCAAACUGGAGAAUCAGCCCGUCAACGGCAGCACCAGCAACGCAUGUCCACAUAAAGAGCAGGUGGAAGCAGAUGCAGAUAAGCCUGAAACAGACUGGAGCGAGGACGGGGCAGCGUCCCAGAGCCAACCCCAACCGUCUUCCCCCUCGGCCCUCCAGGCCAUAGCCAAUGCCUUCAGGAGGGCGUUUAGUUUGAAUAGUCACUCCAGAAGCUCCAACGACACAGUCAAAAUGAGGCCAAAAGGUGAUGGCCCCCGCAAACCGAGGCCCUUGUCUGAGGGAGCGCUUAGCUUUAGCUCACUCUACGGCGCUCCGGAGUCGUCCGUGGACGGGAGGAGGACCAGCAUGCACGACGCCCGCUGGGGCUCUUUUACAGGAGAUCCCUGGGGUGCAGGGCAAAACCUGCCCUCCUUGUUGCAGCAGGUGGGCCGGAGGGAGUCUGAGGGAGUGAUGUCUGACAACAUCAGACCCCUCUCCCGCAAGAGGGUGGACUUGUUCUCAUCACUGAGGCUCAGGAAGAAGGAGACGUCGAACAACGACGGGAAGGACCAGGAAGUUCAAAAGGAAAUCGGCACCAUCCUCUCCAACCUCAGAAAUAAAGCCUCCAGUCAGGAGCAUCUGGAGGAGCUCUCCUCAAGUGAUGAUGAAAAUGAAACCCUGACAUGCAAUCGAGAGCAAUUUCCCGGCAAGCAGAGGAAGAAGCAGGAAAAGACCGCGGCCCAACAAGCAAAACGAGAAAUGCUGAAGAGGCUUCACAGAGCUCAGGUUAUCCAGAGGCAGCUUGAGGAAGUUGGAGAGAAACAGCGUGACGUAGAGGAGAGAGGGGUGGCGAUAGAGAAGAUCAUUAGAGGAGAAACAGACUCUCCCCAAUCUGAGGACCAUGACGAGGCCCAGCUGUAUCAGUCCUGGUUCAAGCUUGUUCUGGAAAAGAACAGACUGGCGCGCUACGAGUCCGAACUCGUGAUCUUUGCUCAGGAGCUUGAACUGGAGGACACCCAGAGCCGGCUCCAGCGAGAUCUGCGACAUCGAAUGGCAGUUGAGGAUACGCAGAAGAGUGCCUCUGAGCUGCAGGAGGAGCAGGAGAUCCUGGCGGAGAUGAUGAGGACAGUGGAGAGGCGGGACAUGCUGGUGUCCGUCCUGGAGGAGCAGAGGCUGAAGGAGAGGGCUGAGGACAGGGACUUGGAGAGUCUGGUGUCCAAGGGCUACGAGUUUCACUGGGCUCGCGGGAACGACAGCUGGGUGCAGGACAAGCUGGAGUGAGGGAUGCAAGCUGAGCUCCUCAUUGGUCAGGACAAUGAGGAGAUGGGGUGAAUUCGUACCAUGUAGUUUGCAUCUGGUGUAUUCUCAUCAAGCUGCAGCUCUUGAUGUGUAAUAUGGAUGGAUAAACCUGUUGAGGGGGUUCGUUCACCCCAGAGAGGGACCGAAAGGCUUCAUGUAGUCCAACUCUGCACUGGUGUUGAGUUUAGAGACCAGUUGGAGGAUCCACGUGGAGUUUAAGCCAACAGCUUCCCGUAAAGCAAUGAAGGCUAAAAUCACUGCCACGAAGGUUCAUAAGAAUUAUAUAUCAUGUCAUAGGCAGAUGUGCGAUAUAAUUGAUCACCUCUAAAUUAGAACAGCUGGCUUGUCAUUUUUUCCACUCAUAAACCAAACUGAUUUCCCAUCAAAUGCUUUAUGUGGUUGCUGGCUUUAAGACUGGAUAUUGUCUGUUACUACAAAGCUUCACUGGAGUGCACGUAACACGACUCAACUUAUGAGAUUUUAGCGUUUUGCACAGCGUGAAUUAUUUUAAAUUUGAGGAUUUCAUGAAUGUUUUGCAAGUGAAUCACUGUCCGUCACUGUGUGUGCAGUAAUUUCGCUUGCACAAUUUUAUACUGUUUAAUUAUGUGCUGGAACACUAUAGGAAGACUUGUUGUAUUUCCAUGCAGAUGCUGGCAUGUUUUACUCCUGCUGAAGCUCUAAGAAUGAAUCUCAGGGCAAAAACUGAUGCUGCACAGUGAAACUUUGAGUCCUGUCAGAUGUGUGGCCACGUCCCAACCUGCUCUGCAAUGACUGGACGUGUGCCUGAGGGCUUGCACGUUCAUUUUAUCCUCUCUUAGGUUCAGAAUUGCUUUAUCCUUUUGUUUAUCUGUUUGUCAAAUGUAGCUGUUUCAAUUGUUUUAAGAAACAGCAAAGUGCUUUGAGUAAAUAUAUAAGGUUUGUGUCCCUUGUACUACUGUGUUUACGUGCAUUUUAAUCCCAGGACGAGCCUCCCUGCCUCUCGUUUUCCUGUUUGUGAGCUUUGAAUGUUACUUGUUUAUGUUCAUUAAAAAAUGCAACACUGAAUUUAUAGUAAUAGUCAUGAAAACAUAGCUUUCUAAAAGAGACUCAGUUGUGUGCCCGUUUCUGUGCAUUAUCUCACUUUAAAUCUUUAAAAUGUAAAAGAAUCUUAAAUAAAAAUUAAUUCCAAUUUUU